Guyanagaster necrorhizus is the source of this 612-nucleotide messenger RNA. RefSeq lists its product as uncharacterized. NCBI's taxonomy places the organism in Eukaryota, Fungi, Basidiomycota, Agaricomycetes, Agaricales, Physalacriaceae. The record is from RefSeq and is a predicted model, not a curated record. The coding region runs from base 418 to 603 and encodes 61 amino acids. The transcript has a single exon.
GGUGUUCGAAAACAAAACAAAGAGAGGCGUUCAGGGUUCCCAAUUUGUCAUCAGCUACGGCCACACAAGGUUGAACUCUCACUUCCAAAGUUCCAAUAUGGACCUAGACUCGCUUCAUACUCAAGAGGAUGAGACACUCUGUGAGAGAAUUUACUCCCUGGUGAGUGCGAUUUCACUGGUGAUGCUGAUAGCCACACCUCACCGGCUUGCAGGUCGACACUAUAGGGAUUGCAGGAGCGAUUGAAUCCAUGCCUAGGACAACCGGUGCCCCAGUAAAGCCCAUGGAAGAUUUAGACCUCGGCUGCAUUGAGAGAAGUCGGGUAAGCACCUCGCCGAAACGUUAAAUAAAGUAAAGAUCAACUCAUUCUCAGCAGGUGAACUAUGCUGCCAUGCCACAAACACUCAAGGCUCCCCAUAAUGCUCCUCGCAACGUGCCUCCCACUGAUCCCGCCACAUUUGAUGCCUGGAUCGUCUCUCUCUUUCUCUGGGAGAAGGUGGAUGACACAUACCAGCACCCAGAGUGGCUACAUGAGCGCGAACAGCCUCCAUGCCAACCUCCACCCACUGAUCCUGCGGAAUUCGACGCCUGGAUUGUCGCCAUGAUACGAAGCA